AUGCCUACUCUAACUAGUUAUUUUGGUUUUUUACUAGCUGCUUUAACUAUAACCUCAGCUUUAUUUAUUGGUCUGAGCAAGAUACGACUUAUUUGA
This is a messenger RNA of Impatiens glandulifera, 96 nucleotides long. The record is from the annotation of a RefSeq genome assembly. NCBI's taxonomy places the organism in Eukaryota, Viridiplantae, Streptophyta, Magnoliopsida, Ericales, Balsaminaceae.